Messenger RNA from Perca fluviatilis (European perch), 2867 nucleotides. RefSeq names its product syntaphilin b (gene snphb). NCBI's taxonomy places the organism in Eukaryota, Metazoa, Chordata, Actinopteri, Perciformes, Percidae. Gene Ontology annotation, biological process: neuron differentiation. The transcript is spliced from 6 exons. Gene Ontology annotation, cellular component: cytoplasmic microtubule; mitochondrion. Bases 265 to 2691 code for a protein of 808 amino acids. The record is from RefSeq and is a predicted model, not a curated record.
CGUCCAUCCUCACGCGUCAUCCAUCCAGCGCACCCCUCUCCUCUCCUCUCCUCUCCUGCCCUCUCCCCGGGUGUGUGAGCCAGGAUCACCGCUCCAUGCAGCGGAGAACCGCAGGGAAACGGUGAAACCCGAGGCGAUGGAACCGCGAGAGGACUAACAGUGUUACGGGAAAGGGGGCACAGGCUCUCAGUGUUGAGCUGAAGAACGGAGAGACAAACUGAGGACAGAACAAGCUGAAGGUUGCACAAGAGGCUGUCUGGCCCCAUGUCUGCCCCUGCUCCAGCCAAUCGGAGGUCUGCGUUGGGCUCUCGCCGGUUUGACUACUGCAGGUUCAUAGAGCUAGACUACGUUCCUAUGGAGACAGGCUAUAUGGUCUCAAUGCGCCCGACUAAAGGCUACGCAUCGAACAAGUCGCCGACUAAAGGAUACGCUUCCACCAAGUCUCCAGAUCGCCACAGCCGUUCGACGAACUCUCCGUCGACCCCUCGUUGUCGGCGGACCCCGGCCGCGCCUAGUAAUAGAGAUCCCCAUGGCAACACCUCCCUUAGCAACAGCAGCAACUCAGGCUCUUGCAAAGGCAGCGACUGCAGCCCCACCAAAGGACGUCAUCAGAAGUACACGUCAUGUACGGACAACCAUGGUAUCCGGCCCCCUCCACCAGAGCAGUACCUCACACCACUGCAGCAGAAAGAGGUGUGUAUCCGACACCUGCGGGCCAGGCUGAAGGAAACCAUCAACACUCUACAAGACAGGGACACAGAGAUAGAUGAGCUGAGAGGCCAGCUAUACAGGAUGCAGGAGGACUGGGUUGAGGAGGAAUGUCACCGUGUUGAGGCUCAGCUGGCCCUGAAGGAGGCGCGUCAGGAGAUCCAGCAGCUUAAACAGGCUGUGGACACUGUUCGCGCCAGUCUCAGUGAUGCUGGGGGGCUCAGCGGGGACAUAGGGGUCCAGAAGUACUUUCAGGACAUCAACACUCAGAACCACAAGCUUGAGAACCUUUUGCUGAGUAUGGACCUAGCUCAGGCUGGAUUAGCCAAGGAGGGGGAAGGCAUUCCAGGCUUUCGGACCCGUGUCGGAGGUUCGGCACCAGCAUCGGUAUCAGGGGAAAGUCCAGGGGGAAUACCCAAACCGGCAGUAGGAGGGAGGGGGUCUUGCUCCUGCGAUGCUUCGCCAGCCCGUUCUCUGACCCGGAGCUCCACUUACACUAAGCUGAGUGAUCAGGCGCUUGCGGACCGGAACGGCAAUGGCCUGGACUUUCCUUGUCUGUCAGGGGACGGCACCCAGGACAGCGGCUUUGUGUGCUGUGGGGAGAGCAGCGUCCCCAGUCGGACCGACCUGCUGCUGGAGGCAGCCUUCCUCUCUGAGGAAACAGCAUCUUUACUCAACUCCUACGCACAGACCUUUUCCCAUUCUCUACCCCAUUCUCUACCCCAUUCUCUGCCCCAUUCUCUGCCCCACUCUCUGCCCCACACUUACUCCCAUACCUUACCUCAUUCUUCCCCUUUCCCCCCCACCCACCCCACCCCCCCCCCCCAAGGCCCCCCCCCCCCCCCCUCCCGCGCCAUCCAUAAAACACUUGUCCCUCUAUCCCACCACCACCUCUACCUGCACCCCCUGCGGGAGACAGGCAUUCAGACCGAAAGCUGCCCCAUACCUGCAACGGCAGCUUACCCCUCGGAUCUGGAUACCAUUGCGGAGCAACGCACUUUCCGCUCCCAGGCCUGCAGCCCCACCUCUACCUGGAUGUCUGAUGAGGGGGAGGAGGAGCUGGACUCCAUCACCACCAUAACUUCAGUAACCACAGCGACGAUGAUGAGUACAGCCACAGAGCCGAUCCCGGUUACUAAGACUCCUCUGGUCCCUCCCUUACCACGGUCCGCUACUGUGGCAUGUUCCAUGGAAAGUCCUCUAUAUGGAGAGGAAGAGGAAAAGCAGGAGAAAGAGAAGGGAGAGAAGGAAGCUGGACAGGAGGAAACGACAGCGAUUAGAUUGGCAGAAGAAGAGCAGCGGAUGCAAAUGGGCUCAGAGGGAGGGAAGGAGGUGGAAGUUCAGAGUGCAGAAGAGGAGGUAGCACCAGGAAAACCCUGCGAUUUUGCAGAGACAUCGGCAGGGACACAGGGUGAGCUUCAGUUUGGAGGAUGCUGUGGAGAAGGCAGACAGGGUGGGACACUGGAAAACCUCAGCAUGGAAGACAGGCAGCGAGACAUUGGUUUAUCAGUACGAUCGACCCAGGUAGAGACAGCACAGCUGAGCCCAAGUAGCCCAGGAUUCUCGCCAGACGUAGAACAGCCUCACACCUCCCAGCCGAGGAGAUCCUCUUCCCAUGAGGAGAUAGCUGGUGUCACUGUAGUGGAGUUGCACGAUGAGAACGAUGAUGAUGAAGAUGAAACUAAAGAGCAAGGCGCCACAGGGGGCGCCGCAGCAGAGGAGGGAGAUUCAACCAGCUCUGGGACAAUUGAGAAAAGCUACUGGAGUCGUCACUUCCUGGUUGAUCUGCUGGCAGUGGCCAUCCCUGUGGUGCCAACAGUGGCGUGGUUCUGCCGUGGCCCAAUCCGUGCCGGACAGCCCAUGUACCAUAUAGGCUCGCUGUUGCGAGGCUGUUGCACUGUGGCGCUGCACUCGCUGCGCCGGGGAGGGGGGUUGAGGCAUUACCCUGCAGGCGGGGGUGACCUGGGCGGAUCACAGAUAUAACAGGAGAAUCUGUCUAGCACCUCUGUGGUCCUUAGCCUCUCCUGUAUGGGUCUUGGCUUGUUGGAAGAUACCUGUAGUGUGAGGAGAGGAAGAGAAAAAACGGUAACACAUUACUUAAAGGUAUCUACAUAAGAGUGACAUGACACUGUCAUGAACAUGACACGAACCCUAACUCU